This is a messenger RNA of Coregonus clupeaformis (lake whitefish), 2041 nucleotides long. Its product is annotated as bone morphogenetic protein 2. Gene Ontology annotation, molecular function: cytokine activity; growth factor activity; BMP receptor binding. Gene Ontology annotation, biological process: SMAD protein signal transduction; BMP signaling pathway; negative regulation of transcription by RNA polymerase II. The record is from RefSeq and is a predicted model, not a curated record. Lineage: Eukaryota; Metazoa; Chordata; Actinopteri; Salmoniformes; Salmonidae. Bases 401 to 1669 code for a protein of 422 amino acids. Gene Ontology annotation, cellular component: extracellular region. The transcript is spliced from 3 exons.
UGUGCCACGCACAGGAGAGAGAGGUUAAGCUCCCAAACCCACAGCCACAGACUAUACAGUCUGAUCUUCUACACCCGGUCUCUGCUAAACGUUAUCUAUAAAUUCGCAUUUGAAGAUGUUCAACGGCGCUGCUUUAUACUUAGAUCGCUCCUGCCUACACCAGUCCGCUUCCUCCUCAUAGAUAGAACGUAUAAUAUUUUUUUAUUCUAUUGACCUAGAAGUCUCCAGAUUCCCAGCUUCGGAGAUAUGUGCGAGAGAAAUCGGUCGGAGCAGUGCACGGACUGUCUUUCGUCCGCAGAGGAAAAGCGUGGAAUAAACACGAAUUAAUGUGGAAUUUAUUGGAGCCCAAAGCUGGAAGGACGACUGGACACAGCGCUUCCUUAUCAGGGACUGACUGACCAUGGUCGCCGUGUUUCGUUCUCUCAUGGUACUGCUGCUGGCUCAGGUGCUGCUGGGAGGCGCUGCGGGACUAAUCCCCGAGGUCGGCCGAAGGAAGUACAGUGAGUCCGGGAAGCAGAACCCGGAGCAGUCGGAUAACUUUCUCAACGAGUUCGAGCUGCGGCUCCUCAAUAUGUUCGGACUUAAGCGGAGGCCGAACCCGAGCAGACAGGCUGUGGUGCCUCAGUACAUGGUGGACCUGUACCGUAUGCACUCGGUGAACGGAGACCACAGCACUAAACUGCCCCGGAGCAUGGGGAGGCAUGCAGAGAGAGCCGCCAGCAAGGCCAACACGAUUAGAAGCUUUCACCAUGAAGAGUCCAUGGAGGCUCUGGCCAGUCUGAAGGGCAGGACCACCCAGCAGUUCUUCUUCAACCUCACCUCCAUCCCUGGAGAAGAGCUUAUCACCUCUGCAGAGCUCCGGGUGUACAGGGACCAGGUCCUGGGGGCCACAGCAGCUCCCACCAGUAACACCAGUUACAACAGCAGUAACAGCUUCAGUACCAGUGCUGGUGGCUUCCAUCGUAUCAACGUGUACGAGGUGUUUGGAGCCCCUGCGUCUCCCCGUGGGGAACCCUUGAUGCGCCUCCUGGACACGCGGCUGGUGCAGGACUCUCUGAGCCGCUGGGAGAGCUUUGACGUCAGCCCCGCAGUGUCCCAGUGGGCCUCCAGGGUGCGCCACAACCACGGCUUCCUGGUGGAGGUGCUCCACCCAGACACCCUGGGGGGCGCGGAGGGCCAAGGACGGAGCCGGCACGUCAGGGUGAGCCGCUCCCUCCACGAGGACCAGGACUCAUGGCCCCAGGCUCGCCCCCUGCUGGUGACCUACAGUCAUGAUGGGCGGGGGAAUGCAGUGCUGCACAGGGACAAGAGACAGGCAGCAGGCCACAGGAAACAGAGGAAGAAGCACCAACACAAGGUCAACUGCCGCAGACAUGCCCUCUACGUGGACUUCAGCGACGUGGGCUGGAACGAGUGGAUAGUGGCGCCCCCAGGCUACCACGCCUUCUACUGCCAUGGGGAGUGCCCCUUCCCAUUGGCCGACCACCUCAACUCCACCAACCAUGCCAUCGUUCAGACGCUUGUCAACUCUGUGAACUCCAACAUCCCCCGGGCGUGCUGCGUGCCCACAGAGCUCAGCCCCAUAUCACUGCUCUAUCUGGAUGAGUAUGAGAAGGUCAUCCUCAAAAACUACCAGGAUAUGGUGGUGGAGGGAUGUGGCUGCCGGUGAGACACACAGAGACAGAAGGAUGGAGGGAUGGAGAGACUGAGAAAGAGAGAGAGUGUGAGGUUAUAUGGGCACCCGGUUUCCCAAUGAAGACGUUUUAUUUAUAUGACAGAAAAGAUACAAACAGAGCUAUUUUCGAAGAAGAUUAAAAAACAACUAUAUAUGAAUAUAUUUAUGUCUACUUAAAGUUGGGAAAAAUAAAUAUUUUAAUCAGAGGAAUAAUCCUUUACUGGUUUUGAAAAUGUAUUUCUGAUGUACAUUUCAAAAUGGGUGCAAUACCACAUGAAGUACAAUGCUCAGAUUUUUAUUUGUAUUUAUUUCUAUUAUAACCACUUUAUUUGUAAAUAAAUAAUGUGUAUUUAUCGUGAGAAAACA